AUGGAUGCGUUGCUCUGUUCCUAUAAUGCACUUUGCAGGGAAUGGUGCCGGAACAAAUUGAGCAAUUUUGGUAGGUGUUUUUGGUCUAGAAACAUGCCCACUGGUAUUCAGGUAUUUCUCAGUAACGGGCCCCCGCGGCAGCGAAGGAAGAUCACGUCACCGGAAGGCUUAAUAGCACGCCAGCGAAGCGUUUCCCCCAAUGCCUUUCGAUUAGCGUCAACCGACUUACUGGAAGGAGAGGAAAUCGGAACACCGCCGAACACUGCCAGGAGUCCCAGUAGGCGCAUAAUGUCUAUCAAUGAUACCCCACAGACUGCGCGAGACCACACUGCGCGAGACCCGACUGCUCGAAACCAUUCCACUCGGGAGUACUCUGCCUUGAACAAUUCCGCUUUAAACAAUUCUGCUUUGAGCAGUCCUACUAAGGAGAUAUCGUCAAAGGACCAGGCGGCAAAUUAUGCACUGGAUCUCUCUAGGUCAUCCCCCGACCCGCAACUCGCUGGCCCGAUUCACAGCUCCCCCCGGGUACCCACCGACUUCAUUCCUUCGCGACGCAUAAUCCGACCCGCAGAGCCCAAAACACCGGGGAAGACACCGACUGCGCGGCUUCUGGACAGCCGUGCUAGGCCGAGUAGCCCGUCGAAGCCCGUGAAACGCUCUAUUGAGACCAGGGGGUCUCCUGACAAAGCUGUUGAUAAAGGUUCCCGCGAUCACAAAUCGGACCAGGCAGAUCGUCAACUUGAAAAUCAAUGGGGGCAGGCGUCUCCCAGGACUGAGGCUUCUCCCAGGACUAAGGCUUCUCCCAGGACUGAGGCUUCUCCCAGGACUGAGGCUUCUCCCAGGACUGAGGCUUCUCCCAGGACGGAGGCCUCUCCCAGGACGGAGGUCUCUCACAGCACUGCGGCCGCUCACAGCACUGCGGCCGCUCACGGGGCUUCAGCUUCUCGUGGGGCUACGGCUUACGGGGCUGCAGCCCAGGAGGCCGAGAGUCACGGGUCUGAGGCUUACCGCCCGCGGGGGAGUAAGUGGAAGGGAACCAGCGGAAAGUCGACUCCUGCCAAGAAGGUACCGAGUCCCGCUGAGGUGGCAGGCCCCGCGAAGGUCCCUGGUCACGAAAAGCCAUCUGGCCACGAAAAGAUGCCUGGUCACGAGAAGAUGCCUGGUCACGAGAAGGUGUCUGGUUACGAGACGACGGCUUGUGCGAGUAAGAGGGGCCCUAGUGAAGGCAAAGCGGACCUGGAUGUAGUGGGUGAUAAAAGGGUGGUUUCACACCAAAAGAAGCUGGCAGGUAAUAGUGUUUCCGGCAGCCCAAUAGUCAAGCCUGUUGACGCCACGGGGGUGGCAGAACCGCGGCAGAAGAGGUCACUGGCGAGGGAGAGUCCAGAAAGAGAGAACUCAGCAAGGGAGAGUGCAGGAAGAGAGAAUCGCUCAAGACAGCAGUCAGACGGAAGGCCAAAAUCCGGCGCAAGACAGCAGUUAGACGGCGCAAGACAAAAUGCAGGUACUAAUUCUCGAGGUCCGUCGCGAGUAGACGUUAUUAGGACGGAUGCGUCAAGCAGCCCGUUAGUGAAAUCCCAAGGAGCGAGUUCCCGCCAUGUGCCCAGAGAGACACCUAUGGCUCAGCCGACUGCUUUGUCACAUGAAGACACACUUCGGGAGCGUUGUUCCGGACGGCCAGCUGAGUCCGGUGGCCCUGGAGAUAAGACCUUAGAAUUACCGUGUGCCGCAACCGGACCCCGCCUUGACAACGGAGCUCAGAUGGGGGACCGCUCGGGCAGUUGGCCCUCUGCGGAUGAGAAGCUGUCGGAGCCGGCAAAGGAGGCAGAUCUCGUGGUCGAUCCAAGCGUCGAUCCAAGCGUCGACCCAAGCCUCCUCGAUCCAAAGUUCGUCGAUCUAAGAUUCGUCGACUCAAAGCUUGUCGACCCAAAGCGUGUCGACCCAAAUCGUGUCAAUCCAAAGCUUGUCGAUCCGAAACUUGUGGGUGCAGAAGCGAGCACGACGGGCCGUGGAGUGGGAGCCCCGCCUGCAUUGCCGCCCACGUUGACGCCUGAGCGGACGCCUGAAAAGCAUGACGAGGGAGCUUACUCGUUUACACAGACUCCAGAGUCUGACUUGCAUAUACCCGAUCUUCCUGACGGGACGUUUCGAAUGGAUGCCUCCGUAGGCGAACUUUCGUCCUCUAAUAACAGUCGCUUCAAACAGUCCGAACUGGCCACGGUAGAGGCCAGCGGGAGUCCCCCGUUACCGACUGGAGGAGGACCGGCUCAAGAAUGGAUUGCUGACGGCUCGAUACCGGUGUUGACCAACCCACCUGGCGCUUUCCCUCAGGGUUCUUUGCCUCAAGAUUCUUACCCUCAGGGUUCUUUAGCUCAGGGCCCUUUCCUCCAGGGUCCUUUCCUGCAAGGUCCUUUCCUGCAAGGUCCUUUCCUGCAAGGUUCUUACCUCCGAGGAGCCUUCAGUUUGGCUAGUACCGAUUCGUCGAUGGGAAUCCAUGCGAAUGAAAACUGUCGAUUCGCGGACGCUGGCAAGCCUACCAUUUUUGCCGCUGCCGCCGACGGAGUGGUCAAUAGACGGCGAAGAACGAUCCAGACAACCCGGCUGGACAUUAUAAAUGAACCUUAUGUGCCCGAAAUUAGCUUAAGUCGGGCUGUACGGCAGGGAACUAGCACGCGUGUGCAAACGGCCGUGCACGAAUGGGCAAAAAACAGACAAGCCCUGAGUCGAGUGCACAGAAGGAUCUUUGACACUAAACCUUUGCCACCUACCAUUCAUAGUCCGAUCCAGAACUCUCGACCGUAUCAUACAGUGGUAACUGAACAGGGCAUUGCUCUGAAAACGUCAAUCACGACUCGCAAAAUAUAUCUUGUCGGGGCUGAAAAACAUGAACCGGCUACAAUAUCUACAGUUCCUGUAGUACCUACAGACAGUGGCGUUGGCACUGGUGCUGCUACGGUACAGAAUACUGCCGCUACAGGCGAUGCUGCCCACCUCGAUCUUUAUCUUGAUUCGCAUGCCGAUCAAUCAGAUCGAUCGGUUCCGGCUCCGGCGAUUCCGACGGAUCCGACGGCGCUGCGGACGGGCGACAGCCGGUGCGCGGUUCGUGCACCGGCCAUGAAGGUGCUGGGUGGCGCAGUGUUGGGUGGCGCAGUGGAGUGUUUGGGGAUCGGUCGACGGAAGCGUCUGGGCAGUCGGCCUUUGCGGGCGGCGCACGUGAUCACCCGGAUACCGCCGCGGUUGGCGUACAACAUUCCUCCGUUUGGGGUAGCGGGACGCGUGCUGGCGCAGCCGCGACGAGUCUUACGACAUGCGGCAUCGGACAAUGUGAGUCAUCGCGCGGGUGUGGACGACGAGGGAGACGAGCCCGACUUCGAACCGUUGGCGAGACUGGAGCGGUGGAAGACGGCCGUAGUCCCCUUUGGCAGUGAUGAUACUACCUCCAAGUUCGACGACUUUUUCGAGUCGCCACUACACCGUCCAAAGGUGUCCCCCAAACGCUUCUACCCUAGACCGAAUGGACCUCUUAUCCCACCCGAUGAAGAUGAAACCCUCAGCGACGUCACCGUCCUCGGAGCCUCCGCUGGUAGCAGACCAGUCAGCAGCCAAGUCAGCAGCCAAGACGCCACCCGACCACACGACCCUUACAGACCACCCACACCCGUCCUCCCCGCCGCGCCUCACUCCCUCGAGACAUCCCCACGUGCCCAAGACACCUCCAGGACCAUGGCCGCUGCCAGGCUUGUCGAGAUUCACAACGAGAAAGACCCAUUCGCGCAACGAGCACCACAAGCCCCGGGAGCACCACCGGCCCCGGGAGGAGGACCACAGACCUCGGGAGGAGGACUAGAGACCUCGGUAGGAGGACUACAGACCUCGGGAGGAGGACCACAGACCUCGGGAGGAGGACCAGAGGCCACUCAAAAGACCGGUCAGUCGGCCGACCUGGCACAGACGGUCGGCCGGGACCGCGUCGCGACCGGCACAGAGCGGGAGAGCACAGAGCGGAUCGAUGGACCGGGGCGGUCGCCUACUCCCUCCAUCGCGCCUGCAGAGGGUGCUUCGACCGCUCCAUCUGCGGUGCCUUCGGCAGUACCGUCAGAUGACAGACGACAGGUGACUAUACAGGAUGGCCAAGGAGAUGGGAUGUGUUUCGUGGAGGGUGAUGGACGUCGUGUCUCUCAUCACCGCGGCCCUUCGCACCAUCGAGGGCCUUCGCAUCAUCGCGGGGCGUCGCAUCACCGUGGUGCUUCGCAUCGGCGCGUGACAAGUAAGGGGUUGGAGGGUGUGCGGAAGGAGCAGGCGCCCAGUAAGGAGCGACUAGGAAGUAAGGACCGGCCGGCGGUUGGUGGUUUUGGUGCAGCCAUGGCGGGUGUGUUCGCCGCCAUCAAUGCCAAGGGCGGGGGUGGCGGUGUGGCAAAGGGCUGGAAACGAAGGACCCCAGCCGCCGCGCCUGUGGAUGUAAGCCGUAUUGACCCCAUCUUCGGCCCCUGCCCACCGGAGGACCUGGUCCCCAAAAAGCUCAACUGGAUGGUGCUCAAGCCCGACGCAGUCCAGAAGACCGUCUGGGCCAACGUACUUAGGGAGGACACGGUUCUACCCCCCGCCAGACACCCAGACAACGGGCCCCGACUCGACGUGGCGGAGGGCCCCAAGGUCGGAUUCAAAAACGCUGCACCAGGUCAGAGUGGGUUGACACCCACUGGAGCCACACUCGCCCGCACGAAUAGUGUGUGCAUUCUCGCCGAGUCAGGUACUGAUGCGGUGGAGGUUGUGCCUUGUCGGGUCGACCCCGAUUACCAGUUGCUGCAGAAACUAUUCUUUGCGGACAAGGAGGCACUUAAGAAUCAACCGUCUUUCGAGUCAAAAAAAUUGGUAAAGAGGAAAGGUGUUCUGGACACGCGCCGUAUCCACAACAUGGAGAUCUCGCUCAAGGGUCUUGGUAUCUAUGACAACAAGACGCUGCUCGUGCGAGCCGUGCUCGACAUGAACACUCCAGAGACAUAUCGGAUAGCCAAGGAGUACAAGCAAAGACGCCUGCAACUCGAGUUGGAGAAAAAGGCCGAGAACAAGGGUACCGAGAACAAGGAAACCGAGAGCAAGGGUACCGAGAACGAGGGUACCGAGAACACGGAAGCCGAGAACAAGGGUACCAUCGAUGAUGGUACCGUGGGUGAUGGCGUCCAGAGCGGGAUGGCACAGGAAGACGGUACUGAGAGUCCGGGUGAGUCUUGCGCUGAUGUGUCUGGUGCAUCUUCGAGCGACGUCUUGAAGUUGCUGGACUUACCGGAUAUUCCGACUCCGCGAGACGGGUAUCAGUUUACUAGUGAGGCGUUAGCGGUGUUGGCGACGUUAGCGCCAAGUAAGGACGAGAUUGAGACGUUGCGAGCUGCAAGUAAGGACGACUUGACGGUGAGUGAGCAGCAUUUGUUGGAGUGGUCUACUGUGUCGCGUUUUGCGGAGAAGUUGGAAUGUUUAGCGGGAGUGAUAUCGUACCGUGAGACAUUUGAAAGGUUUAACAAGUUGGCCCAUUCUCUGAAACGGGUUGUGACAAAUUGUUUAAAAGAGAUUUUGGAGAGGAAUGCGUUUAAGACAUUGUUGGCAUUACUGCUUAAAUGUGGUAAUUAUUUGAACUAUCGAACUUCUAAACGUGCCCUUGGGGUUGCUUACACAUCACUCGACCUCUUCCGACGGACCACAGCCUAUGCCCUGGACGCAAAUGGCGCCGUCACGAGCGGCGCCAGCGGCAAAUCUUUACUUAUGUAUGUCGCCGGAGUGAUCGAACGAGAUAGCCCUAUUCUGUGGCUGCCGCUAGAAGAAGCUUUCAGCCACUGUCUAGAGAUAUGUAAUUUGAGUUUGAAAGAACUCCACAACUGUUUAUACCAAUUGGAAACACAGGUCAAAAAAAUUCGUGUGGAAGUCACCGAACACAUCGACCAACAUCAUGAUCUAUUUGUAACCAUCAUGACCAUCUUCGUCGAACUCGCUGUCAGCGAACUUAACCAAUAUCACGAUCUUAUCACCUCUCUUGAACCAGAUCUUCUCAAGCUCGCACGGCUUUUCCAACCGAAUGUUACUGAUGCUGAACAAGGAUUUGAAAUAUUAAGGUUUCUAGGCAAGUUCUAUAAAGACCUCGCCACCUGCCGAGAUCAUGAAAAAGAAGAAAUGAUGAAGGCACGAUUGCGAGCGUUACGGAAAGGUUCCAUUAGACCAGCGUAA
Molecule: messenger RNA, 6213 nt
Organism: Gregarina niphandrodes
Lineage: Eukaryota; Apicomplexa; Conoidasida; Eugregarinorida; Gregarinidae
Product: formin-like 2 domain protein
Exons: 2
Coding region: 1-6213 (2070 amino acids)
Source: RefSeq, a predicted model, not a curated record